UCCCAGCCGUUGGACGUGACCAGCGGCAAAAAAUGGUGUCCCUUAAGCUGCAGAAGCGGCUUGCCGCUUCUGUCCUGAACUGCGGUCUGCGCAAGGUUUGGCUCGACCCCAAUGAGGUUAACGAGAUUUCUAUGGCCAACUCCCGCCAGAAUGUGCGGAAGCUGAUCAAGGACGGCCUUGUCUUCAGGAAGCAGCCCAUCAUCCACUCGCGGGACCGGGCCCGGCGCUCUGCGGAGGCCAAGGCCAAGGGCCGCCACACAGGCUACGGUAAACGCCGCGGUACCCGGGAGGCUCGCUUGCCCCAGAAGGUGAUGUGGAUUCGGCGCCUGCGUGUCCUGCGCCGCCUGUUGAAGAAGUACCGCGACUCGAAGAAGAUCGACAAGCACCUUUACCAUGACCUUUACAUGAAGGUCAAGGGUAACGUCUUCAAGAACAAGCGCGUGCUGAUGGAGGCUGUGCACAAGCAGAAGGCGGAGAAGGUGCGUGAGAAGACCAUUGCCGACCAGUUCGAGGCACGCCGCGCCAAGAACAAGGCCGCGCGCGAGCGCAAGGCCACGCGGCGCGAGGAGAGGCUGGCUGCGGGCCUGCACCUGGAGGCCCCGGCGACCAAGCCCCUUCCCGCCCCCAAGAAGUAGACUGUUUGCUGAGCUAGCUUUGACCCGAGUUGGUUCUGGUCAGGUCGAUGUAAUCUCUUGGGCGCCUCAGUUGUCAACUCAAUCCCACGCAUGAAGUUGGUUGCACAAGAUUCGACGACGUUGUUAGUCGCACGGAUAUUGUACGGAGAGGCAGAGGCGCAUCUGAUAUUGCAUCUGCGAGCCUUUUUUUGUAAAGACGAUGUAUCCCU
Molecule: messenger RNA, 844 nt
Organism: Volvox carteri f. nagariensis
Lineage: Eukaryota; Viridiplantae; Chlorophyta; Chlorophyceae; Chlamydomonadales; Volvocaceae
Gene: rpl19
Product: component of cytosolic 80S ribosome and 60S large subunit
Exons: 5
Coding region: 33-635 (200 amino acids)
Biological process (GO): translation
Cellular component (GO): ribosome; cytosolic large ribosomal subunit
Molecular function (GO): RNA binding; structural constituent of ribosome
Source: RefSeq, a predicted model, not a curated record